Molecule: messenger RNA, 9127 nt
Organism: Bubalus bubalis (water buffalo)
Lineage: Eukaryota; Metazoa; Chordata; Mammalia; Artiodactyla; Bovidae
Gene: VSIG2
Product: V-set and immunoglobulin domain containing 2
Exons: 8
Coding region: 931-1920 (329 amino acids)
Source: RefSeq, a predicted model, not a curated record
UAGAGUCUUUACAAGGGUCAUGUGCUCUCAGGUGGUGCUGGAGAGGCGGGGGGAGGUCCUAACUCACUUUGAGCAGCAAGGGGAUGAAAUUGGUGACUUUCUGCUGGAGCUCACAGCUUGGGUGCCUGUGCACUUAAUCUUCUGCUUCCUCUUCAAGGGCAGGGCCUGAAGAACCUGACCCCUCCUGCCCUCUCCCAGACCACUGAAUCCUUCCUGUCCAUCCAGCAGUGACCCCCGGUACUGAGGCAGAGCCAGGCACAGGAUGUGGGGCUGCUGUGUCCAUACCAAUCCUGCCACACCCUUUCCUACCCAGGGCGGGCGCUUCUCUAGACCUCAGUUUCUCUGCCCAUGUAAUGGGGUGGUUCUGGGAGGCAGGGUGGGGGUGGGGGGAGGGUUGUAGUUUCCAUGGAGACGCCUGUCUCAACAAGGGACGCCAAAAGGGCCAAAGAAGGGGUCUCAGGGGAGAAACAGACCUCCGAGGGCCUCAGAAGGAACAAGACUCUGUGAAGGGAGUGGAAGGGGGUGAUGGGGUCUUAGCCUGGGGUUCAGGCUCACAGUGGUGACAUCAUCUCAGGUUAUCAGGAUGCAUCUCUUUUCCUCCAGGGUCGCUCUUUCCCUGCAGAGCGCCCAUUCUGAUCCCUCCCCUUUCCUGGAGUGCCCACCCCACCCCAAACCCAGCCCUCCCCAUCCCCCACGCCUGACAGCUUCAGAAAUUAGGGGAAAGGGGACAACAGAAGGGGGUAGGGUGAGAAUGAGUCCUGUAUUGGGCCUGGAGGAGGGAGGAGCCCUUCCUUACCUCAGGGCCCGGCCUCUCCCCUUGUUUGCUCUGAGAUAGCCAGUCUCGCUCGGCCCAGCACCAGCAGGCUGCUCGGUGGGCACUCCCUUCCUUCUCCCAGACCCAGACACUCAGACGGACCAAGAGUUGGCGGGAUGAUGGCCUGGUUCCCGGGGUGCUUCCUCUGCAGGUUCCUGCUGGGCUGGGUCGGCUUGAGUGCCCCCGGGUUGGCUGUGGAGGUGAAGGUGCCCUCCGAGCCCCUGAGCACACCGGUGGGCAAGACUGCGGAGCUGACCUGCAGCUACAGCACCUCGGUGGGAGACAACUUUGCCCUGGAGUGGAGCUUCGUGCAGCCUGGGAAGCCCGUCUCCACGUCCCAACCGAUCCUGUACUUCACCAAUGGCCAGCUGUAUCCAACUGGUUCUAAGGCAGAGAGGGCCAGCCUGCUUCAGAACCCCCCCACAGGAGGAGUGGCCACCCUGAAACUGACCGAUGUCCGCCCCUCAGACACUGGAACCUACCUCUGCCAUGUUAACAACCCACCAGAUUUCUACACCAAUGGGUUGGGGCUAAUCAACCUUACUGUGCUGGUGCCCCCCAGUAGACCCUCAUGCAGUCAGAGUGGUCAGACCUCCGUGGGGGGCUCUGCUGCGCUCAGAUGCAGCUCUUCUAUGGGAGCCCCCAAGCCUGUGUACAACUGGAUCCGCCUUGGAGCUUCUCCUACACCUUCUCCUGGCAGCAUGGUGCAAGAUGAGGUGUCUGGCCAGCUCAUUCUCACCAAUCUCUCCCUGGCUUCCUCGGGCACCUACCGCUGUGUGGCCACCAACCAGAUGGGCAGUGCGUCCUGUGAGCUGACCCUCUCUGUGACUGACCCUUCCAAAGGCCGAGUGGCUGGGACUGUGAUUGGGGUGCUGCUGGGCCUGCUGUUCCUGUCCGUGGCUGUGUUCUGCCUGAUAAGGUUCCAGAAAGAAAGGAGGAAGAGGCCCAAGGAGACAUUCGGGGGGAGUGAACUACGGGAGGACGCCAUGGCACCGGGGGUUUCUGAGCAACCUUUGGAAAGGGAAGAUUCAAGCAAUGGGCUCCUGGGGAGGCCCUCCUCUGCCAGCACGGUGACGACCAAGUCAAAGCUCCCUAUGGUUGUCUGAUUUCUCUCUUGAUCCCUGAGGGGGAAUAUCAGAAAUUAAAGUUUUUGGGUACCAUACUGUCUCUCUCUUCGUUCUGCCAGUUUAGCAAAUUCCUCUAGGCGGCCCAGAGUAUUCCCAGAAGGGAUGCUGUAGGUGGGAAGUUUGGUUCCCAAGGUACCUUCUAAUCUUGGUUCCCCUCCUCCCUUCACCCUUCCACCUCCACUUUUUGGUUUGGCCAAAGGAGACUUGUUCAGGUUUCCAGCGCUCAUGUACCCAAACUCCCUCCCUUCUGGCACCCUCUGAACUCUUGGACAUUCCUCUUUAUUGUUCACAUUCCAACCCAGCACAGUCACAUGCACACACGGAGAUAAAAACCCUCCCGGCCACAGCCCCAGGAGCCCGUGGGGGGCGGGGCCAGAAGGAGCAGGGGCGGGGCCGCGGGAGACUCCUCCUACCGAGCCGCCCCUGCGCUCCGCGUUCGCGUAAACAAGCGGAGAGCUGGAGAGGUGGCUCUCGGGGUACGCUGAGGAGAGGGGAGGGCUGAUUACAGGCAGGCGUGGGGUUGGGGCGUGACAUAGCAACUUCCCUUCUGAUCACCGGCAGGGGCAUCCGACAUCAUAAAAACCCUCCUCCCCUCUCUCCUCGCCCCAAAGUUCUAGACUAGGCUGGGGCGUGAGCGGCGCAGCAGAGACGCAGGGACGCCCCUUUAGCUGCGCGCGGAACUAAAGGAUUUCUUUUUUUUUUUUUUUUGGAGUGUUCUUGGGCCACGCUUAGGGCGCCCUCCGCAGUGCGCGAAGGGAAGCACGCGGAGGCUGUGGAGAGAGAGCUGCAUGCUGGGUGCGGGGAGAGGUGGGCGAGAAGCUCUAGAAGGAAGAUUUGGGGGCGCGAGGAUGGGGGGUCAGGGUGGGGAGGAAGGGCGAACGGGGACCAUACUAGACUGGAGAGCUAACUAAAAGGGCACGGCCUUAGCGACUGAUGGACGAAGUGUUCCUGGGAGAGGGAGUCUCUGGGGGAAGCAGAGGGCUCCUGAAGCUGGCAGGUUGGUGGAAAGGAGAGGAUCACAGACACGGCAGGGAAGUCUCGUCACUGCGAAGGGGACGCGGCAUCCAUCUGUCUCCGGAAACUGAGCAGAGAGAAGGGGUGAGCACCUGCCCGCUCCCAGUACUUUCUUCUCUACCCUCCGUCCUGAACCGGGGCACCCAGGGCGGGGAGCGGGGAUCACCCGGGACUGCCCACUCGGAGUCACUGAGCUGAAAUGAGCCUGCGGCCUGUAGGUGUGCGAGCCGCGGGGUGUUUGUGACCCCUGGGCCCGGCUUGUGGAGUCCAGUGCGGGUGACAGGUGUGUCGGUCCAGGUGCGCCCCGUCGCAGCGUCAGGUGUCACCAAGGGUCAGAAAGCCCGUAGGCUCAGGGGCAUUUUCCCUGGCUGGGAGGCGGGUGGAGGCGGAGGAGGGAAGGGGUGGGUCUGGGGCUUUUCUAUCACUCAGGGGUCCCACCCCGCUGUUUCGGAGUCGCAUUCAUUACCUUCGAAAAUGCUCAGUCCUUCGGUCCGGGGCGAGGCAGAACGGAGGAUGGAGAUAGAAACAGGUGAGCUCUCGAGCCCGCAGCCUUUCCCCACCACGCGCCCCCACCCACCAUCGCCAAUUUCCUUGGCUCCCUUCACACCCUUCUCCAUCCCCCAGUGCCCUUAGUCAUCCUUGCACCUUCGGAGGAAGGGGCCCGGUGUCGGGAAGGAGAGCCUGCGGCCCGCCUCACCUGGCCUAGUCUCCGCUGGGGCCGCCGCCCGCGCCUCCCCGGGCGCCCCCAGCUCCGCCUGGUCCCCCGGGGCCCGGGCCCUUCCGGCCGCGCUCUCCGCUCUUUAUCUUCUUCCUCGCCAUGUGGCCCCGGAAACUCGCCUGGAUUUUGGCAGCGGCCGCGUUGGCACCCGGAUCGUCCAGAGGGAUGUCUAGAAUGUCGUCGUCCGGCUUCGAGCAGGCGCUCUCCUGAGGGUGGGGUAGCGGGGAGGGGGUGUUUCUUGUGGGGUGACCCGGCCGAGGUCCCCGAGAGGGUGGGGUAGGAGGAGAGACUUUGGGGACUGAGACCAGGGCGACGUGGGAGUGGGAAGCGCAGAGAAGGGGCUAAGGCAGGGCCCGCACUGGGGCAGGGGGAGGGGACGGUGUAUGUGUGUGCUUGUGUGUCUUGGGCAGCGGCAGACCAAAAGGAACGUUCAGGGUCAGGUGGACACAGCUGUGUUCCCAACUCAGGAAAAAGAAGCGCACAGUAGAUGUGCUACAAGACAGCCAGGUAGCCGUAAGUGAGCCACGGCCCAAGCCAGCAGCCCAGUGAGGGGAGCCGUCUAGCUGUCCGCAGGGUGCCUGCAAUUACUGGAGAAGAGCAAAGUAAACCACGGCGGGACUCCUGGACACGGCUGCCUUUCCCCCAUCCUCAGAGGGUGCCUCUGGCUCAGAAGGGUCCCUGCUGAGUCCAGGAUUCCCUGGGGGAGGGUUUAGAAGAAUCAGCAGGCUUUCCCUUUGCUGAGUAAAAUCACCCCAGAGCUCAAAGCUGGGAUGAAGGUGAAGAUGGGGCUUACCCUGCAGUGGAGCAGCCUUCCCCCACCCAGGGCUAGAGGCCAGAGACUGUUUCCCCAUUCAGGUUCUAUUCUGCACUGCUCCAAACACAGGAGAGAAGGGAUGGUCUGCAAGAAGCUACAGAGAAAAGGCUUCACUUCAAAAAAGGACAAAGGAAAGAUAAGCAGGAGCAAGAAGUCCUUUCCAUGAGGUGCGCAAGAGAAAGAAAAGAAUAAUGACAAUAGUUCCUAAUACCAUUGAAGCACUGCCCUUGUUCCAGGCAUGGCAACACAAGGUUUUACAGAUGUUAUUUUAUUUAGCCCUGGCAACAACCCUAUGACAUACCUUUUAUUGUUAUCCCAGUUGACCCUUAAUCAAACUGAGUCAAGUCUUGAAAACCUACCUGAGGUUGUACAGGUAGUUAUCAGGACCAAAGAGUCAAGCCUUUGUAUGUUAGAGUCCAGAGUCUGUUUUUAACCCCUGCCUGUGUAUGUGCUAAGUCGCUUCAGUCGUGUCCGACUCUUUGCGACCCAGUGGACCACAGGCUCUUCUGUCCAUGGGGCUCUCCAGGCAAGAAUACUGGAGUGGAUUGCCCUGCCCUCCUCCAGGGGAUCUUCCCAACCCAGGGAUCGAACCUGUGUCCCAUGUGUCUCCCUGUUCUUUACCACUAGCGCCGCCUGGGAAGCCCCUUUUAAUCCCUACUUUGCAGAUAAGCAAAGACAGUCAAGAAAAUGAACCAUGCUCUACCACUUGCUAAUUGAGUGGUCUUAGGCAAGUUUUCUAAUCUUUUCCUAUCUCCAUUCCUUCAUCUGAAAUCAGGUUCCUCUGGGUCAUGGGGAAGAAUAAACACUGUGAUAUGCAGAAAAUUUCUGGCACAAUCUAGUCGCUCAAUUAAUGGUAGCUAUUAUGAUUCUUUUAAAUAAUGGUAAGUUGAUGCAAGAUAGUUGUUUCUGUAGGUUGAAGCAGUCAUGUAAAAGCAAUAUCAUAGGGAGCAACCAAAAAAUAAGGAGACCCAACCCAACAGCUAUGAGGUGAGGUGGGAAGCUUAAGGUUAACUGUGGAGUUAAAAGGGCAUUUCUCCUUUGAACUGACUUUUUUUUUUUUUUUGCCUGAGGACUUCCACUACUUUCCCUGUGUUUUUGUUUCUCUGGCAGGAGAUGACCAAGGUCUCACAUACUAAGAGUAAUUCAGUUGCAUUCCUUUCUCUUCCCUCCAUCACCCAUCCAGUUCACGGAAUUGAGAUGAGUGUGAGUGGGACCUCAGUGAUCACUGCCCCAACCAGAUCCCACCCCAGGACCUGCAUGGGUUUCAAUCCCAGAUGCUUAAGUCCAGGUUUACAAAUGGCUUCCUCUCAUCAUGGUCCCCAAGGUUGUCUGCAUUUUCUGGGCUUCAGAGAUCUUUGGUUUGCGCUCAAGAUGUCCAAAGUUGAGUUAAGUGCAGGUAAAAGGUGUUAUCAAGGGCUGGGGUGGCUUUGGAGGGGCCCGACACACUCUUUUUGUCUUUCCUGGGUCUAUCCCUCUCUCCCUGACAUCUCAUUCCCCACUUAUAAACAGAAAUCACUCUUUUCUGGAUCCUCGAUUCUUAGAACUCAAACCUUUCUUGGGGAUAUUCUUAGGGAAUGGCAAAAGUUUCUUCUCCAAAGAGGAUAAUGAUCAAAAACGCAUGCCCAACGCCCUCCCCUGAGCCAGCAGCUGUAGCGGUUGAGCGGAGGAAGGGGUAUCUUUCCCCAGAAAUGCUCAGACCCACCUGCUGCCACCACCCACCCCAGCUGCAUCCAGAAUGGAACAACAGGCAGAGCCACCCCCAACUCACUGCUUCUUCACAGAGCCCACUCCCUCUCCCUUCAGCUGAGUUCUCAGGGCAGAGCUGGAGGGACAGUAAAAAGACCCAGGACGGGUGCCUACGUUGGUGCCUUCCAAAACCAAGAUCUGAUGGUGUGUGCCUGAGAGCUCUGCAUGAACUAGGGGGCUUCUGGGAGGGGGAGGUGGACAGUUGUGGGCAAAACACGAGUCAUGGCUCUUGGUCCCAAACAUCACUUCAGCUCUGAGGGUCUCAAUAUCUUCAGCCACAUCUAGAAGUUGGCCCCAAUUAAGGCAGUCUCCUUCAGCUCCCUUGUCCUAAAGGCUUUAAGAAUUAUCCCUGCCUACUGCUUGUCAUAUGCUGGGCCCCGUGCUAAGCACUUUGCACCCGUUGGUGGUGGUGAUGGUUUAGUUGAUCAGUUGUGUCCGACUCUUGCGACCCCGUGGAGCCCACCAGGCUUCUCUGUCCAUGGGAUUUCCCAGGCAAGAAUACUGGAGUGGGCUGCUGUUUCUUGCUCCACGGGAUUUUCCUGACCCAGGGAUUGAACCCGCAUCAUCCGCAUUGCAGGAGGAUUCCUUACUGCUGAGCCAAAAGGGACAUCUUCAUUUAAUCUCUAUUUUACAGGUCAAGAAACACCCGAGAUAUCUUGCAAAUUACCCAAGGUCACAGAGCUGACAAAUAGUGAUGGGAUUCAGAAACCUGUGCUGCGAACUACUUCCUCAGGGCAGGUAAUUAUUUCUAUGAGUUGGAUCAUCAACUAGACUAAGUAAAAAAAAAAAAGUCCAAAACUGUUUCUUUGCCUUUUUAUAUUAAGUGAUUCAGGAAAAGCCUGAUAUUUGUGACUAUGUAAAUUGGCAACUGGUACAUCUGAAUCAACAGCUCUUGCUCUUAAAAAAAAAAAAAAAAAAAAAGGCAGGACUGUUUUCUUCCCAUUUCUGUCUGAGCCUCUUUACCAAGGAGAAAGAAGGGAAUAAGGGAGGCCUAGGCGUUGCCCAAACACCAGGUUGGAGAGCCCAGGAUGGACGGUGAAGAGGGACUGGUUCCCAGCCUCCCAGAUGUGCUUGUUCACUAUGCAUGUCCCAGCUUCCUCCCAGCGCAGAGCUCAGCCCUCCACAGAAUGGAGAUGGGUAGGAAGAUGCUCAGUCCCAGCCCUGCCCCAACCCUCAGCCCGUCGCCUCUUCUCGGACCCCCUGCACAGCCUGGCAGUGGUGCUGUCUCUUGCCCAGCCCUUUAGCCCUGCGCACCUAGGACACGACCUGAAAGGGGGAGGGCGCCUGUGUACAGAAUGCACUGGAGGAGGUGACCCAGAAUACGGGGCAAGUGGGAUAAUUGUGUGUUUGCCUCUGCUGUAUUAUUUGAGUGAGCAGUGUCUUCUUUUUUAGGGGACACUUAUUCCAACCAUGCCCACCAGCCCUUCAGUAUGGCUUUCUGGGCACUCAUGAACAUGGUCCAGGGCAGACCAGAGCCCACAGGCAGGCACCCGACAUCCUACUCUAAUUAGUCCUGCAGGUGCCAGUGGGGACAAGUUACUGUCCUUCUCUGGCUUUUUGGAGUCUUUGCUCUCGCAUUUCUUUCCAUUGACCAUGAUUCCUGACUUAUCUUCCCCACCAUUCUUACCAUCUGGGCAAUAUUUCCUCUCCCCCACAGGCAUACCCAGAACCCACCAUCCAUUUAUUUUCUGUUUUGUAAAACACCACUGGGAGGUGAGGAGCCCAGGAACCUCCAUUAAGAGCCCAGUUCUCCUUUCUCAACCAAAAACUGCUUCCAGGAGAACAACAGAGAGGAAAGGCUGGAAGAAAAUAUGUUAUCGGGGCUUUCUCUAGGGGUGGGAUUGUAGAUGAUUGACAUGUUUCUUUUUUAUACUUUUCUUCAGUUUAAAUUUUUUUUUCUGUUAUGAGCAUAUUACCUUUACAAUGAGGAAAUAUUGGAAAUAUUUAUAGGAGAGGUUAAAUUACAGCUGUUGGAAUCGGACAAGUCUAGUGUUCCACCUCCACACUUAGAAGCUGUGCUUCCUUAGGCAAAUCAUUUAAUCUUUCUAAACCUCAUUUUGCACAUCUGUAAAAUGGAAAAAUAUCUACCUCACAGGAUUGUCAUGAUGGUUAAAUAUAAAGUGUUAGGUACAUGGUAAGCAUUCAUAAAUUGACAACAAUUAUUUGUAUUAAUAAGAGCUAAACAUCAUAACAACAGCCACAACCACUUGCCCCUUUCUUUCUGCCUCUUGGUACUCAGACACAGGGAACCCUCACCUCUUGUAAAUUGGGCUAUUCCUUCCAUCCAAACCUUAUUUUCCCCCCUUUUUAAGCCAUACGGUGGAGGGUGGGGAGCAGGCAAAGUUAUAACUUCUUGUGUCAUUAGCUGGGUUGACCAAAUGGCUGAGAAUACAAGGGCUUUGGAGUCGGACUUCCUCUAUAUGUAAGGACUAAAAAUAAAUACAUGAAAGUAACAAGUAAAUAAACAAAUACAAACAUAUCGUAUACACGUAUGAUCACCACUCCUCGUAUGUGCCAGGAGCCUGGUCCUGUGCUAGGCGCUUUCAUGCCCGCAGCUUUAACAGCAACCUGCUUUGGCGUCAGGUCUCCUUGUGGGCGCUGACAAAUUGCAGACACUUCCUUCCCUCGCCAGCAGGGCUCUCUCGCGGUCACUUCACCCAGCCCCCUCCAGAGCUAGAAAGCGUUGGAGGCCGGGCCAAUCCCUCCCCAGGACCACAUGGACUAGGCUCUUCGCUGCCCAUCAGUACUAAGAUGAGGAUGUGAAGAACUUUCAGGGGUUGAAGAAUUUACCCAAGCUUCCACUGGCAUGAAAUGCAAGAGCCCGGAUUAAAACCCAGAAGAGAAUGAUAAUAUUAUCCUAAAUCUGAAUAAUGAUUUACAAGGUGUUUCCACAA